AUGGCCUCAGAUGUAUAUGAUGCCUGUGGUAGUGAAAGUGUGACCGCAUCAAAUAAUAUGGUUGAUGAAGACAUGCUCCUAACCCUUGCUCACCAGAAUUACAAAUCGGGGAACUAUAAGCAGGCAUUGGAACAAAGUAAGGCUGUUUAUGAGAGAAACUCACAGCGCACAGAUAAUCUCCUCCUUUUGGGUGCAGUUUAUUAUCAGUUGCAUGAUUUUGAUAUGUGCAUUGCAAAGAAUGAAGAAGCUCUUCGAAUUGAUCCACAUUUUGCUGAGUGCUAUGGGAAUAUGGCUAAUGCUUGGAAGGAAAAAGGCAACAUCGAAGUUGCGAUCCGCUAUUAUUUGAUUGCUAUUGAGGUUAGUACUCUGCUAAUGUGA
This is a messenger RNA of Ilex paraguariensis (yerba mate), 378 nucleotides long. NCBI's taxonomy places the organism in Eukaryota, Viridiplantae, Streptophyta, Magnoliopsida, Aquifoliales, Aquifoliaceae. The record is from the annotation of a GenBank genome assembly.